ACAACAACCCAAACAACAACAACAACAACAACAACCCAAACAACAACAACAGACUCUACUUCUCUGAUUAUAUCAUCAAACCCAUCCAACGAAUCAUGAGAUAUCCGAUGCUUCUCAACAACCUACUCAACCAGAUCAACCAACCCAACACUACACCAUCCAUCCUCAGAUCUCGGGCCAUCGAAAGAGUACAACAGGCACUCUGGGCUAUGAAACAGGUCGCAGAGGGAGUAGAUGAAGCUAAAUCACUCAGAGAGGUCGAACUCAAGACAGAACUCAUCGCAAGUCGAAUGGAACUACAUUCAUCCUAUCGAGCCGCUUUCGUCUGUCUCUUGGGUCAAAUCAAACUAGUCGGCUCACUCCAUAUCCUCUAUCACGGCCCCAGCUUGGAUCCAAGUGAAGCCUUCAAGAUCAAAUACCAUGGCAUCUUCCUCUAUCAAACUCAUCUCGUCAUCGUCAAAGUCAAACGGGCCUCAGUCUACGAACCACGUCACUGGUUCCCAAUCAGAUACUUUGACCUCAUCGAUAUCUCUGACAGUUCUGGUUUGAUGCCUCAUUCAUUCAGUCUCAAGUAUCGUCAACAUACCUUCGAAUUCGGUGCGACCUGUGAGCCAGAGAAGAGAUGUUGGAUGAACAAGUUAAAAGAACUCAAACAGGAGAUCGAACCAACUCAGAUCGAUUCAGAUCAUGUCAGCCAUGCCAAUCAGUGAUGAUUCGAUCGUCUCAAGUAUCAACCUGAUCGAAAAUAAUAAUAAUAAUAACCCAUCGCCCAUCGAGGAAGGUCCACCGAGAUCCCCAGUUGAGGAAGACCAACCAUCUGAUCAAACCGCCAUAGUACCCACCACACCAGUCGCCGCAGCACCACCGGCCACUCAAUCUAGAGUCUCCCAAAGACUAUCCAGGAACGUGAAUACCCUAUUAGGCAGGACGGCAGAAGUCGCUCAGGCUGCCAUCGACCUCAAGCUCACCGAGAUCUUCUCAGACGUCCUGUUAUGUGCCAGGCUCCAGGAUUCUGGUAACGAGUCCGGCUCUCGGGCACGAACACUAUCGGCCACCGGCACCACGACCGCUAAAAGAACCGCUCAGACCGUUGCGAUCGCUCGAAACGGUAAUACUCAUAAUACUACCAAUAAUCUUGCGGAUCGAAAGAUGAAGAGAAUGAGCUGCAUGGAGCCCAACAUCCGUCCCCAAGAGAUCGUCCCCCCACCCCCACUACCACAACUCUUCAAUGGUUCACCUGACGACAACACCUGGAGUGGGAGUACUAAUAGUAAUAGUAGCUUACGUCGGGCCCGUAGUGGACCAGCCCUCGUCAGUCGAUCCUCGAGUACCUUACCCCACUCCGAUCCAGACGAUCCCACCGUCCGACUUCAGCAGCCACCACCACAACAGCAACAACAACAACAACAACAACAACCCACACCACAGCCACCAACACAAACUCCAACAUCUUCCCAGUCACAUCAACGCACUCGUUCACGAAACCAGACCCACAGCGUUCUAUCUAAGAUCGAAGCUAGUCAAGAAAACUCACCAGUCUCAGCCUCAGCAGAACAGUUCAUCCCUGGCUGUCGAAGAUGUCCUUCCCCUGAUCAUGAGGAGCCGCCCGCAGUGACUACUAAGCCAAGCGUGGUGGUCGAGCCUUCGUCGACGACAGUAGCCUCGAAACCGAUCUGCUCUCAUUCCUCAAACCCGUUAUGGUUACCUGGCCUGAAGAUGGUCCGACGAUUAUCCAGAGUCGGAACUCGAAACAAGAAAGAUCUCGAGCAGCACCAACAACUUGGGGCCGAUCCUUCUCCGAAAUCCUCUCUCCUGAUACCUUCUUCUUGCAAUCAUCCCUCUUAUCAGCAAGAACAACAUGAACAACAACAACAACACCAACAGUCGAAUAAGAAGAGUGGCAAUGGAAGGAUGAAUCGGCAAGUCAGCGCCCCCAAUCCGGGCUCCCUCGUCGACCUUUCCGCCACAGACUCGUACCAAAACACGUUCAAGAGAGUCUUCAUGAAGCGCCAUCGAAGUUCUGCUACUCCUUCCAAUCCACCCGCGCCUUCGUCUCCUCCGCCUCAUUCUACCAAUGUACAACAACAACAACAUUCUUCUUCUUCUUUGAAGACGACUGAGGAGCAGGGUUGGAAGAUCCCUUCGGUCUCGCCAGCCGCGGCCGAGAAAGAAAACUUCGCGGCCGACUGUCUUCCUCUUGUCGCCCCUCCUCCUCAUCUUCAUCCUACCAAUACUGCGCCUUCCACUUCCUCGCCAUUAGUCACCCAUCCAGUGACGACCACCAGUCCAUCUACCCCCGCUCAUCUCACGCCUUCGUCGAGCACCACCAAGUCUUCCUCGUCAUUGUCUGCCUGUUCAAACAGGACAUCCGCCACAGCUACAACGACAAUGACCACCAUCACCGCCCGUGCACGGACUACCACCGGCCGCUCCACCGCUUCGUCCGUCGACUCCUCCGCCUCGCUCGCUUCGUCUUCUAACCUAAGCAACAAAUCUUCGGCCGCUGGAUUCCAUGCCGGGUUCGGGUCCAUGUUUCGCUCGAUCAUGCGGCUCACUCCGCUCACUGAUCCUUCAUCUUCCUCGGGCCCGCGCUCUGGAUCCCCUGGCUCAGGCCCUUCUUCGACUCCUUCUCCUUCCGGCUCUCCUUCUGGCGCUCAUCUCACUACUACUACUACUACUACGACUACAGCUACCACUCAUUGA
Messenger RNA from Puccinia graminis f. sp. tritici CRL 75-36-700-3, 2703 nucleotides. RefSeq lists its product as uncharacterized. The record is from RefSeq and is a predicted model, not a curated record. NCBI's taxonomy places the organism in Eukaryota, Fungi, Basidiomycota, Pucciniomycetes, Pucciniales, Pucciniaceae. The transcript is spliced from 3 exons. The coding region runs from base 688 to 2703 and encodes 671 amino acids.